AUUAUUUGAAGAAAUGGUUGAAAUUUUAAAACCUUUUGAGGAAAUAACAAGGCAUGUUUGUGGUGCCAAAUACCCUACAAUGAAUCUCCUGAAAAAGGUGAAUCCAUUAGAUCUUAUCUAUGGACCCUUAUCAGAUUUUGAGAAAAUUGCAGAUAGUGAUACAAGUGUUAGCAGUGAUGACGAAGCUGACAUAUCAUCAGCUGGGAAAGAACUGGAUAAUUCAGAUAUAGUAAGAUAUUUACCUUCUGCAAACUGUGAUGGGCUCUUAGAAAGAAUGCGUCUUCCACGCAAAUUAAAGCUACUUUCAUUUGCUACUUCUAUUGAACGAAGAAAUAUAGAAAAUCAAAUUUGUAAAGAAUUACUUUUAUUAAAACCUAACCGUAAUAAUAGUGAUACAGAAAGAACACAGACUACUAUAGAGGAAGAUUGUGAUUCUUUGAGCACUAAAUUAUGGGGCCCGCAUUCAACACCUGUUUUACAAACUGCUGCUGAGGAUGAAUUAACAAAUGUAGUAUUUAAAAUAUCAAAAGAAACUGGUGCUGGAACCCAACUAGCUGAUAUACAGGAUUUUAUAAAAUUUAAAGCUGAAUGUCUAAAAUUAGCUGCCAAAAACGGUUGGCUACAAUUAAAGCCCCCAACACAUCCUCUUUUUUCUCAUACUAAGACAUCUAAAAAAUUAUAUUUCUCUUCUUCACAAGUAUUACAACUGUUAUUACAAGUACUAUCACUACAAUCACAAGCUCAAUUAUUACCAACACUAUUAUCAUCAUUACAAGCACUAUUAUCAUCAUUUUCAGUAGCUUUAUUAUCCUUAUCACAACAAGCACCAUUAGUUUUAUUACUGCAAGCACCAUAUGUUCUGCUACUACAAAAUAAUUGGGCUUAUAGAUCUUCACAAAUUUCAGUAAAGAAUUUAGCAAGAUUACCUGAUAAUGCACUUAAAUUAUGUGGUGUAGAUACAAUUAGUGUUUGA
Messenger RNA from Dentiscutata erythropus, 973 nucleotides. Lineage: Eukaryota; Fungi; Glomeromycota; Glomeromycetes; Diversisporales; Gigasporaceae. The record is from the annotation of a GenBank genome assembly.